Messenger RNA from Diuraphis noxia (Russian wheat aphid), 379 nucleotides. RefSeq names its product slowpoke 2 (gene SLO2). Gene Ontology annotation, cellular component: plasma membrane. Gene Ontology annotation, molecular function: outward rectifier potassium channel activity; intracellular sodium-activated potassium channel activity. The record is from RefSeq and is a predicted model, not a curated record. Gene Ontology annotation, biological process: potassium ion transmembrane transport. Lineage: Eukaryota; Metazoa; Arthropoda; Insecta; Hemiptera; Aphididae.
GGUACGAGUGGAAUAUUACGUUAACGAAAAUACAUUCAAAGAACGUUUACAAAUAUAUUUCAUUAAAAACCAACGCUCAAGUCUUCGUAUUCGUAUCGCAAAUUUAUUUUUCAAACUACUAACAUGUGUUUUAUAUAUCGUCCGCGUCGUACUCGAUCAAGAUCCCACGUCCGCAACUUGUUAUGGAUGCAAAAUGGGAAACAAAACCGAAUUUCUAUGGAGCCGAAAUUUGACGGACGAGGCGUUCCAGGCGAGACCCAUUAUCAAUUGGGAUGCGAUCCAAUGGGUAAAACGACCGUUGGAGCUGUGGGUGAUACAAUGCGGACUGGCGGUUUUCGCCUUAUGCGAAUCACUACUUCUCACGUACAUCGGUUACAAG